Messenger RNA from Micromonas pusilla CCMP1545, 759 nucleotides. RefSeq lists its product as uncharacterized. Lineage: Eukaryota; Viridiplantae; Chlorophyta; Mamiellophyceae; Mamiellales; Mamiellaceae. Bases 1 to 759 code for a protein of 252 amino acids. The record is from RefSeq and is a predicted model, not a curated record. The transcript has 2 exons.
AUGCGGAAGCGGCAGCCGACGGACGCGCCGGUGGCGGCGAAUCCGGCGGCGGCGCGAGGGCUGAACGCGACGCGCCGCCGCGCCGCCGCCGCCGCCGACGACGACGGGGAGACGUCGGUCGACCGACGCGAGCGCGACGACGGCAGGAUCGAGAUGAGGUCCGCGUCCGUCGCGCCUCCGACCGCGAGCAGUUUGAACGACGACGACGACGACGACGACGACGACGAAGAGCUCGAGCUCAGGGCGUUGGAGGAGGAAGCGGAGAACGCGCGCGCGCUCGUGGAACAGCUCGGGAUGGACGACGACGACGACGACGACGACGACGACGACGACGACAGAGCCGCCGCCGCCGCCGCGCCGCCGCCCGCGCGCGCGGUCCUCCCGCCCCCCGCGGCGUUCGUCAUCUCCUUCGAGCACGAGAAGCGCCGCGCGCCGACGACCGCCGCGCGCCGACGACGACCGCGCGCCGACGGCGGGUCCGGGUCUCCGCGGGACGGCGACACCGCGUCCGUCGCGGCGCUCAGACGCGAGUGCGUCGCCGCGUUGGGACUGCAAGGGUUCCAACGCGCGUACGCGUGUCAGAGGCUUCACGCGUCGGCGGCGGCGUCGGCGGCGGACGACGGCGGCGACGGCGGCGGCGGCGACGGCGACGGCGGGUUAGUUAAGGUAAUAGGGAAAGAUCACGCGCACGUGGCGCCGCUGGUCGAGAUGCUCGUCCUCCUCGAAGGCGUCACCCUCGAGGACGGAGACGGCGGGUGA